Messenger RNA from Chiloscyllium plagiosum (whitespotted bambooshark), 883 nucleotides. The record is from RefSeq and is a predicted model, not a curated record. NCBI's taxonomy places the organism in Eukaryota, Metazoa, Chordata, Chondrichthyes, Orectolobiformes, Hemiscylliidae.
GGGGCGUGUCCAGGCGGGCGCCUGCGCAGUGCGGCCGGAAUGUAUCAAACUCUGGCCAAUGUAUCAAUCCUGAGAGUGGGGGCCGCGUUGAAAUUGACUGAACAUGGAGCUCUACCUGAGGGACUGCAGAGGUGCUUUGGAGAGGGGAGCUCCCACCGUACAUGUCGUCCUGGGAAAUGAAGCUUGUGAUCUGGACUCCAUGGUUUCCGCCAUCACGUUUGCCUACUUCCUGAGCAAGACCGCCCCGGAGCAGAAGGCCAUCUUCCUGCCCGUCUUGAAUAUUCCACGCUCUGAAUUUCCUCUGCGGGGAGAGUGUACGUUCCUCCUACGGGAGAGCCAUCUCUCCGAGGACCUGUUGGUGUUCCGGGAUGAGAUCGAUCUGCACGCCCUCCACAAGGAUGGUCAACUCGCCCUCACCCUGGUUGACCACAACGUCCUGCCCAGAGGUGACUCGGCUCUGGAGGAGGUGGUGAAGGAGGUGGUGGACCACCGGCGUCUGGAACGCCCCCUGGCCCCUAGCCUUGUGGUGACCGCCGAGCCCGUGGGGUCCUGCACAACCUUGGUGACGGAGCGGAUCGUCCGAACAGCGCCCGACAUUCUGGACAGGCAGCUUGCUUACGUCCUGCGCUGUACCAUUCUUCUGGACUGCAUUAACAUGGCGCCCGAAGCCGGGAAAGUGACACCAAAGGACACAGAAUACGUCACCGCCUUGGAAUCGAGGUUUAGCGACCUCCCGCCCAGGGCUGUCGUGUUUGAUACGCUGCAGAAAGCCAAGUUCGAUGUCAGCGGGCUGACUAUUGAGCAGAUGCUGAGGAAGGACCUGAAGGUCUUGUCUGGAGAGGAUAUCCUUUUGGCCAUCAGCGCUGUCUACCUGAGAUUAGAG